AUGGGUAUCAUAGGGAUGAAGUCUGUGCUUAGGACGGACCCAGCUGGCCAUUUUCCAGAGUGCUUUACGACAACAGCACGACCAUACCUGCGCUUCUUGCCUCAGGCAGUGGAUCCCUACUUCUGCGCGAUCUACGAGACUAUUCAGCGUCUACCUCAAGCACCGGGAGCACAUGCAUUGAUCGCUCAGUUGCUCAGGUUCGGCGUAACUUUCGUGGGUGUGGUCGUGUAUGAAGGUACACGUCAGGGUUCUUCCUGGCUCAAUCCGGCAGAGCCUCAUUUGCUUGUGGCUCAGGCAACGUCUGGAGCUGCGGCAAUACCAUUGUAUUUCUCAGUCAUCCAAGCUCGACGAGAACGGGAGCAAGAUUUUGAGUCAACGCCGCCAAAGCCUACGCCACAAGACGCGUGGGCUACACUCAUCAGUGUCACUCUGGGUUAUGCUCUGCCAUGUUGGUAUGCAUCGCAGAUAUCUUGGCGUGGCAACGCCUUGCUGCUAGUCCUGCCAUAUCCGAUCUACAUCCUGGCAAUGCGAAUCCUGCUUCGCUCUUCACUCGCACCUCUGUUAAAAGAUGCUUCGUACAAGAUCCCUGUCCUGAUGCAAGCUAGCUUGGGCUUCACAGUCUCCGCGAUUGGCCAACUCAAACUUCUAGGCAGUCACAUACCUAUUCACGAGAUACUACGUCCACGAGUGGGUGUGGACUUCACUGGCGACCUUCAUGCCAUGCUACUUGCGGAUCUUGCCAUCACGGCUACCGGUCUAGCUAGUCAUGUGGUCCUUCACUCAUACUCGAAUCGAUCAGUCUUGACAAAAGCAGUGCUGCUGGCUUCGAUGGCAGCUGGAAGCCUAGUCGUGGGACCAGGCGGCGCAAUAUCGGUUGUGUGGGCGUAUGCAGAGCUUUCGAACAUGAACAAAGCUGAUACCGAUACCUCCAAGUCGAAAGCGAAACACUCGGAGCAGCAGCCUCUUCUUCAGGCACAGACGCGGUCGAGCUAG
Messenger RNA from Lithohypha guttulata, 993 nucleotides. RefSeq lists its product as uncharacterized. The transcript has 2 exons. Bases 1 to 993 code for a protein of 330 amino acids. Lineage: Eukaryota; Fungi; Ascomycota; Eurotiomycetes; Chaetothyriales; Trichomeriaceae. The record is from RefSeq and is a predicted model, not a curated record.